Molecule: messenger RNA, 324 nt
Organism: Stomoxys calcitrans (stable fly)
Lineage: Eukaryota; Metazoa; Arthropoda; Insecta; Diptera; Muscidae
Product: tenecin-3-like
Exons: 2
Coding region: 1-324 (107 amino acids)
Source: RefSeq, a predicted model, not a curated record
AUGAAAUUCUUACAAGCUUCCUUCAUUGCUGUCUUCAUGGCAAUUGCCAUAAUAUCAGUCCACGCUGCUCCUGAACCAGAACCUCAGCAUGCCGGAUCAUGGGGCAAUGUUCACUCACACGUUGGAGGAGGUCAAAGUGGAGUUCAAGCUGCUCCUGAACCAGAACCUCAGCAUGCCUCAUCAUGGGGUAGUGUUGGCUCACACGUUGGAGGAAGUCAAAGUGGAGGUAAUAUUGGAGGAGUAGGUGGUGUAAUUUCUCAAGAAAUUGGAACAUCUACUGGAACGGCCAUGGGACCAAUUGUUGGAUCGAAUAUGCACGGUUAA